CCGGCAGCGUGACUGGACCUUAGAAGAGUGGUUGUAUAGUUUUAUACUUUUUUUUUUUAUUUUUUUGCGAAGAAAUAGUCUCAGUUCGGGUGCAUUUAUGCUAUUUGUAUUCCGUUCUGCUAUUACAAAACGCUUGCGUGUUUGUUGUGUGUUAGCUAAUAGGGUCUUUAGUUAGACAUAUUUGCAUUACAUAUUAAGCUAACGUUACACUGCAGACGUUUGAGAGACACAAGUGCACAAAAGCGUUUACUUGUACAGACGGUUUACCCAGAACGCAGCACAAAUGAGUGGCAUUGUCAAAGAAGAGACCCGCAGCGUUUCUCCUCACUGCCCCAAACCCAACGAAUCUGAGGAACCAGAAGGCACUGCUAUGGAGGAGACCGCUAUUGAAAAAAGCCAGCAUGGAGAGAUUGUCAUUACAAAAGAGAUGGAGGAGGAGGAGAAGCAUUUAGUGGAGGAGGGAGAGAAGAAAGAAAGAGAAAUGAUGGAAGAGGCCAGACAGUCGUGGGAGAAAGAGUCCCAAGAAAUGCGUUUCAGACGACUUCAGCACCUUUUGGAGAAAAGCAACAUUUACUCAAAGUUUCUGCUCACAAAGAUGGAGCAGCAGCAGCAAGAUGUGAGUAUUGUGUUUGAAAGACGGGAAAGAGCUGUCACACUAGGAGGUUUACCAUUCCCGGAUGUAAAUCUUUCUUGA
Molecule: messenger RNA, 694 nt
Organism: Sinocyclocheilus grahami
Lineage: Eukaryota; Metazoa; Chordata; Actinopteri; Cypriniformes; Cyprinidae
Product: lymphoid-specific helicase-like
Exons: 4
Coding region: 284-694 (136 amino acids)
Biological process (GO): lymphocyte proliferation; pericentric heterochromatin formation; negative regulation of gene expression via chromosomal CpG island methylation
Cellular component (GO): nucleus; pericentric heterochromatin
Molecular function (GO): chromatin binding
Source: RefSeq, a predicted model, not a curated record